Molecule: messenger RNA, 3258 nt
Organism: Eurytemora carolleeae
Lineage: Eukaryota; Metazoa; Arthropoda; Copepoda; Calanoida; Temoridae
Exons: 4
Coding region: 1185-2204 (339 amino acids)
Molecular function (GO): protein dimerization activity
Source: RefSeq, a predicted model, not a curated record
GAGCUAAACAUAAAGGAAAUAUUCCUAAGAACUGUCAGCCCAAGAUAGGGCAAUUACUUGGCACAAACGCCGUUGCAGACAAGGUUUUUUAUCAUUACUCAAAGGGUGCUUUUCCCUAAUUAUUUAUACUUAACACUGAUUUCAAAUUUACAAAAUAAAAUGAUAAAAAAAUGGAUAAAUCAGAUAAAGAUGGCUGAAAUCAGAUGGAGCAUCCAGGUUGGAGUUCAUCACUCCAUAAGAAUUGUUGACCAUCAGUCGAUUAUCUUGAAAGAGGAGGGGAAGGGGAGCAUUCUGGAGGAUAUUAAACUUAAAAGGAAAGAUUCUUAUCAAAGAAAAUAAUUGGAAGAAAUUCAUCUUUCAUGUUAUUACAUUCUCUGUAAAUGUUUCUUGCUAAGAAAUUUCAAUGAUUUAGGACUAAGACUACUAAAAUUCUAACAAGUGUUGUUUCUCCUGCCUUGAACGAUAGUUUAAAGGAAAAGCUGAUGGGAAAGGACUUUGCCAUUUUAAUUGACGAAUCCACUGAUGUGGCGUGUAAGAAGAUUUUAGCAGUUUGUGUCAGAUAUUACAGCGAAGAACUGGGCCAAGUAGUUGAUGAAUAUCUAGGGAUCGUUGAAGUGGUUAAAACUACAGGAGAGGAACUUUUUAAUGCUCUUCAAGAGUUUCUGCAGAAAAGUUUCAACCUCAGCUUCAAUAAUUGUCUAGCCUUUGCUUCUGAUGGAGCAAACAAUGUGGCAGGCAAGAAUAACUCAGUUUGGUCCAGAGUCAGGAAAUACAAAAUAUAAAAUAUCUGGAUGUAGAAAAAUGAAAACAUUUACUUGCAAUUUUUUUCCAGCAAAAACUAUCAACAUGUAAAAAAUUUUAUGAGAGUCCUAGAACAUAUUUUGGUUUUAAGAGAGGUUAAUCCUUCAUGCCGACAGGUUAAGUGUGUAAUGCACAGCUUAGCCCUGUGUAUUGAGCAUGCAUUUGAGAAAGUUCCAAGUAGUGUCAGUACGUUAAUGUGCAGGAUUCCUGCACACUUCAGUCAGUCCUCUCUAAGAAGAGAAAAUUACCUGGAAGUUUCAUCCAACUACAAAGAGGAAUGACUUAAUCAACUUUAAUCUUUAAUCAGAAUAAUUAAAAAGGAAUUAGAAUACUUUAUUAGAAUAUUAAAGAUAAAGUUAAAACCUAAAUAGCUUGCUGGUGAAAUGGAUAACUGUGUUGAGGAGAUGGGACUAUCGGAAGAUGCUUUGCCAAAUCCUUUUAUGAAGUUCAGCAAGACAAGGUUUCUUGUCAAGGGUAGAGUAUUGAAAAGAAUCUACAAAAACAGAUCAGCCCUUCUGAAGUACUUCGAAGAAUUUGAAAAGAAUGCUUCGACCAUGCAGCGGCAUGAGGUCAGGACCCUUAUAAACAUGCUAAGAGAUGAUGCCCUAUUCCUGUUGAUAGGAUUUCUUUAUCCUGUUAUUGAGGAGUAUGAGUCCCUUAAUGCAAAGUUUCAGACUGAAACUACAGAUCUUUACUUCUUAGAAGACAAUCUAAACCUGCUGUACUCAAGCAUAUGGCGUCGGGCAUACGAGAAGGAUCAUAAGGGGCAGGAAAAGAAGCUUCAUGUGUCUAGGAUAGACCUGGGUGCCCAGUUUAAAUCCAGAAGCUCUGAAUUGAUCAAGUCAAAGAAGAUGACUGAGGAACAGCUCCGAUAUAUCCUGGAGAAAGGAGCUGAGUUCCUCUAUGAAUUAAUUGAACAGACAAAAAUUAGAAUGCCGGAGACUCGAGUGUCCCUAGCAGCAUAUUCCAAGAUGCUCCCUAAGAAUAUUGUAAACUCAUCAUCAAAGCCCACUUUCGAUCAACUUCCCUAUAAAGAGUUCAUUCCUGAAGGUGAUUAUGAGAAGGUUGAGGAUCAACUCAGGAAAAUUGAUCUCAUAGAGUGGGGUGAGGAGGAUGAGAUUAAUCCAAACUCUAUGAACCCUGUUCAGUUCUGGGUAGCUUUGAGGGAAUAUGAAAGAGGGGGAGAAAAGGUUUUUAAAGACCUGGCUGUUCAUGCUCUCAAGAUAUAUACUAUACCUUGCUCCACUGCAUUUGUGGAGAGAGUUUUCUCAAUAGUUACUUAUCUUAAAACUAGACUACGAAACCGGAUAAAAUCCCCAUUACUUGAUUCUUUACUUGUUCUUAAAUGCCACCUGCAGGCAAUUAAUUAUUUAUAUAGAUGCUUGUUUUCUUUCAGGGGCUAAAUGUUAUUAGUAUCGGGGAUGUGUGUAAAAUAAAACUUGGAAUUAUCUAAAUUGUUGAUUGCCUGCAGGCCCGCCAUAUUUGCUGUUAUCAGCUAAAAAUUACAAAACCUAUGUUAGACAGGUUUAAUGUAAGUAUGUAUGGGACAGGACAGGGGAGACACGUAGGACAGGGCAUACAGGAAGAAGAAUUAGGUCCGAAAGGACUGGCAGUAGAGGACAGGCAGGAAGGACUGGAAGGUCAGGGAUGGCAGGGAGGACAGGGGGGACUUAUAUUUGAUGAGGAUGAGGAAGUCCUCCUAAGAAUUGUUGACUAUUUUUUUUAAAUAUUUUGUAAUACAUGCACAUAUGUAUAAAUAUGUAUUAUUUGUUUAAUUUCAGAAAUAAAUGAUUGUGAUCUAACUGGAAUCUGAUAUAGAUAAAUCAAUAUCAAGGUAUUUUUCCUAAAAAAUACUUAAUUUUAAGGGAUUUUUAAAAUUUGUUUUUCUUUAAAAGGGCUUAUUUAUCAUGUACUCAGUACCAUGAAGGUGGGGAAUUUUUGGUUAAUUUUGGGAAUUUUUAGGACUGAGAUUGGGAAUUGUCUUAUCCAGGAGUUGGCAACGCUGGUCUAAAAGCCGGCUUGUAAACAGUUUACUUUAGUUCAAUCAGAUGUCCAAUAGUAUCAAUCAGAUAUUAGUCCAAUCGUAUCUGUAUUUGUUAUUAAACGUAUCUUUAUUGCAUUUGCAUGUAGUAGGAAAUGUGAUAUCCAACAAGAGCGGAUUAAAAAGAAAAUUAGAAGUUUCCACAAUGAAUAUUCAGAUUAAGCGAUCAGGAUUAAGGGUAUCCAAUUCUAAAAUUUCAGCUCUGUUCCCACAAUUAUGAAGUCUUUAAGUUUUUAGCUUAUGAAUUGUUUACAUUUUCCGCCAGAGAAACACUUUUUUAUGUUUAAACUUCUCAAAUUUUUGUUGAGCCUUAGUAACCGCAAAAAGUUUAGAUGUUUAAAACCAAGGAUUUAAUGCAAGGAAAGUUAUUUCAGAGGUGUACUCAUCUUUUGUACUGCAGUGUACUGUCACUGGGC